CAGGCCAAUUUUGGACAGUGUACAAGAAGUAAACAUGAAAUGAGUCUCGGCGGCGCAGUGAAUUAAGGAACAAAUUGGUCUUAUUAUAGUAAAAAUGGAUCGUUUUUCGUGGUCAAAUGGGCUUUUAGAAAUAAAUGAAACUUUAGUGAUCCAGCAACGAGGUGUGAGACUGUAUGACGGAGACGAUAAGGCUAAGCUGGAUGUUGGAGUUGUCCUGUUGAGCACCCAUCGGUUGAUCUGGAGGGACGUUAAAAAUCAUGAAUGCUGCAUAGCCAUGCCCCUGUCACAGAUCAUCUUCUUUGAGGAGCAGGCUGCAGGAAUAGGAAAGAGUGCAAAAAUCGUUAUUCACCUGCAUCCAGUGCCUGCCAACAAGGAGCCUGGUCUCUACCAACACAGCAAAUACUCCUACAUUAAACUGUCCUUUAAAGAACAUGGGCAGAUAGAGUUUUACAGGAGGCUAACAGAAGAGAUGACUCAGAAAAGAUGGGAGAGUACACCAGUUUCACAACCCAUCCCCACAGGAACUGGCUCUCAGGCAGGAAAGACACGUGCUGUGGGGAUUGUUGGCAUCGAGAGAAAGAUAGAGGAGAGGAGAAAAGAAACGGACAAAAACAUUUCAGAGGCCUUUGAGGACCUCAGUAAACUGAUGGUGAAGGCCAAAGAGAUGGUGGAGCUGUCCAGAUCUAUAGCCAACAAGAUCAAAGACAAGCAGGGAGAUAUAACAGAAGAUGAGACAAUACGGUUUAAGUCCUACCUGCUGAGUAUGGGUAUUGCUAACCCAGUUACAAGGGAAACGCAUGGAUCAGGCACACAUUACCACAUGCAGCUGGCUAAGCAACUGGGAGAUAUGCUACAGGCCCCUCUCGAGGAGCGUGGGGGUAUGAUGGCUCUGACUGAGGUGUACUGUCUCGUCAACCGUGCUAGAGGGAUGGAGCUUUUGUCUCCAGAAGAUUUGGUAAACGCAUGCAAGAUGUUUGAGUCGUUGAAGCUCCCACUGAGGCUGCGCGUGUUUGACAGUGGUGUGAUGGUGGUCCAGCUGCAGUCUCACAGCGAGGAGGAAAUGAUAGCCUCAGCACUGGACAACGUGUCAGACAAAGGCUCCUUGACAGCAGAGGAGUUUGCCAAGCUCUUGGGUCUCUCUGUUCUUCUGUCGAAAGAGCGGUUGUUGCUGGCUGAGAAGAUGGGCCACCUGUGUAGAGAUGACUCUGUUGAGGGCUUGCGAUUCUACCCAAACCUGUUUUGACCUGUUUACACUCUUACACUUUACUCAGUAUUCUUGAGAUAGAGGAAAAUAAACUGGGCCACACUGUCUCUUCCGCUAGACGGAUGCAUUAAAACAAUGUUCUGACCUCUACAUGUAUAUACUGUUGUACAGCAGUAGAGUGCAUCCUGUACUUCGUGCUAUCCAGUCGAUCAUUGAAUGGUUAAUGUUCUGGUGGUGGUACAUCCUUCAUCCACUGUACGUACCACCUGCUAUUUUCUAUCUAGGUCUUUAAAAUGUGUCUGCAGACUGCAAAUACUGUUCACGCAGCAAAAUGUGCCCAGGUUUGCUCAACUUAGUGUGUCAUUAGUAAUAAAUGGGUUUGGGAAAAUUGACUUAAUGGGAUGUACACAGUAAUUUUUUUUCAUGGCUUUCAUUUUGAAUUUGUUAUGAAAAUCCAUAGCCACUAAUCACAUUUUCCAAAGUAAAAUGUAUAUAAUAAAUGAUUAAGGAAUAAAGCUCUGCCCUGCUAUCUUUUCUUCCGAGGAAGGGGAGAACAUGUCCAGAUGUCUAAAUGA
This is a messenger RNA of Seriola aureovittata, 1779 nucleotides long. RefSeq names its product vacuolar protein sorting 36 homolog (gene vps36). Gene Ontology annotation, biological process: protein transport to vacuole involved in ubiquitin-dependent protein catabolic process via the multivesicular body sorting pathway. The record is from RefSeq and is a predicted model, not a curated record. The transcript has 14 exons. Gene Ontology annotation, cellular component: ESCRT II complex; late endosome membrane. NCBI's taxonomy places the organism in Eukaryota, Metazoa, Chordata, Actinopteri, Carangiformes, Carangidae. Bases 95 to 1243 code for a protein of 382 amino acids. Gene Ontology annotation, molecular function: phosphatidylinositol-3-phosphate binding; ubiquitin binding.